AUGCCUGUAAUAUCGAGACUUCCAUUCUCACGAAAUGAAGAAAUACAUAAUAUAUUGAAACCUAAGGAGAUCGCGUGUUAUUCUAGGACAUCAGAAAACAAAAUUCUGGUAGGUUCAGAUAGAAAUUUAAGAUAUUACUACUUUCCUGACAAUCAGUUAGAUGAUCCAAUUAGUUUAGCUGCAGGUCGUGGAAGUUUUCAGGAUUUUCGUUCUAAAAUUGAUGACGUUUGUUCCAUUCAUGGACUAUUAAAGGCAAUCCAAAAUAUUGAGGAGAAAAAGUGUUCAAAACUUAAGGUCAACAUAAUUACGUUCAGAGGGAUAUUUAGGAAAUUGAUAUCUGCACUUUUUGAUGGUGGUGGCCGAUAUCAGGAACCAUUGGAUUUAAGACUUGUUAUCUUUGACGACCAAAUAUUUAUCAAAGAGAUUCCGAAGAAGGAUGAAUAUAAAAAUGGUACUAUCGAUCUGAAUACAUUUACAGGAUACAAAUUUGAAAUAUUAACUACUCUAGAGGAACCAGUGAAUAUGUCUACUAGGGAUGAAAUUGAAUCUAGACCUUCAAAAAUAGUCAACAAUGGUGAUGAAUUUGUUUCUGUUGUGGGAACUGGUAUUGGGCAUUGUAGGAUGGUAUUAGGUGCAGAAGUUGAUGGCAUAUUUGAUUUUAAAGAGGAAGAAAACAAGAUUAAAAACAUAUCUCAUUAUGUCGAACUAAAGUGCUCAAAAGAUAUACGUUCUGAGAGGGAUGCCAAUAAUUUUGCUAAUAAAUUAUUUCGAACUUGGUUACAGUGCUUCCUAGUUGGGGUACCUAGGAUAAUAUACGGUUUCAGAGAUGCUGAUUAUAAAUUAAUAUCCAUCGAGGAGUAUUCUACUGAUAACAUCAUCUCGAUGCUUAGAAAAUACAAUCCACAACUAGCAGAAAACUGUUCCUGUGCAAUAGGAUGGUAUGGCAAGAUAACUGAAUGGUUAUUGACGAUACAGACGCGAUAUAGUCAAAAGGAAGCACCAGAGAGCAUAAUACCAUUUAAACUCACAGUUCAAGAUCAUGAAUUACAAUUGAUUGAUAUUGCAACAGAAGAUGAUGAGUAUGACCAGAUAGUCAAUGGUGGGAAUGUUCUUUCAAACGAGUUUAAAGAGUGGAGGAGAAGACUCCAUCAGCAGAACUUGUAA
Molecule: messenger RNA, 1164 nt
Organism: Maudiozyma barnettii
Lineage: Eukaryota; Fungi; Ascomycota; Saccharomycetes; Saccharomycetales; Saccharomycetaceae
Product: DXO/RAI1 family decapping nuclease
Exons: 1
Coding region: 1-1164 (387 amino acids)
Biological process (GO): NAD-cap decapping; nuclear-transcribed mRNA catabolic process
Cellular component (GO): nucleus; cytosol
Molecular function (GO): mRNA 5'-diphosphatase activity
Source: RefSeq, a predicted model, not a curated record